AUGCCUUCGCGCCCCAAGACCUCCCUCACCAACCCCGAAGCGUUGCCCCUCUCCUCACUGCCCUCCGAAAUCGUCGCCCUCAUCUACUCUUUUUAUCUCGCUCAAAACCCCAUCGAGAACAGGAGCCAUUUCCUCAACCUCAUCACGCUUUCCAAGGAAAUCUAUUCCGAGAAUGCCUGGAGGCUGUAUGAAGUCGUGGAGCUCGACGAUCAGAACUGCAAGGCGUUCUUUGAGGGGGUAUGGAACGCGAGUGAUUUUCCCGAGAAGCCCUCGCGCUCGCAAUCCCCAAGCGUGGAGACGGACGACGGAAAAGAUCAGUCAGAUAUGCGAGGAGACCUUGUCGACGAAAUAGAGCUCUUUACUCCUCCAGGGCGACCUCUGGAACGACCGACCUACCUCUCGUCAGACUCUAAUGCCCCGUACGCCACAUACGAGUACGAGUCCCACAUCCCCUUCCACCUUCACCCCUGUAUUCGAAAAGUCCUCCUCAUACGACAGUGCCGCAGGCUCUAUAUCGAUAGCUGGAAGGCUUUCGAUGAGCUGCAGAUGUGCAACCAUGAUGUCCUGCAAGAAGCCAUCUAUUGGCUUGAUGACAGAGCAUCUAAUGAUUGGGCGAUAGAGCCGUUGUUCUUCUCCGUCACCCACCUUUCGUUUGGCACACCAUUCAUGACCAGCUACCAAAAAAACAUCGCUACAAAUCGGUACUUGCUGGGACAGUUCGAGCUUUUCGGCUUGUCGCUCAAGCACAUCUGCCUGGCCCUUUGCGACGACUAUUACGAUGUAGACAGCUCGGACGACUGCGAUUGCGAUGCUCUCGAGCGUAGAAUAGAGAGUGUGACAGAACUGCUCCAAGAAGACCUUUCGUUCGCACUCUGGUCCACGAUAGAUCAGAAGACGUCCCUGACGUUACACGACGCGAGACCCGAGGAUUUCGAAGAUGGACUAGCAGAUACGAUAAUAUACGAGAUGCCUAGAAAGACGGAUGCUGGUGUGGAUGAGUGGAAGAAGCAGAUAAUGAUGGCAGAAGCGGAGAUAGGAAGCCACAUGUCGGUGUUGGGAUACGAGCUACGGCAAGGCGAGGUGGGAGCAGACAGCUGGAAGCCCCAAUUUCAGCCUUGGAAGAUACGUUUCACCAAUAUGGCGCCCCUUCCAGCCGACGUCGAUCUCCCCCAGCUCUUCUUGAACGAUUGCUCCUAUAGCCGAGAUGGCCCAAACGAACAAUUCGAACAGGUGUUCAGAAAGUGGUGGGAAGAGGUCGUCAGUUUCGAGGGACCGACUAAAUGCGAGUGUUGUGAUAUCUUCAAAAAGGGACAUCCAAAGUCUCCUGCCAGAUCGGCGUGA
Molecule: messenger RNA, 1341 nt
Organism: Cryptococcus wingfieldii CBS 7118
Lineage: Eukaryota; Fungi; Basidiomycota; Tremellomycetes; Tremellales; Cryptococcaceae
Exons: 3
Coding region: 1-1341 (446 amino acids)
Source: RefSeq, a predicted model, not a curated record